AUGGCCAUCAAAGAACUCGAGGUUUCCGACGGCGACAGCGGAUCGCCUGACAUGGCAGAAGCCUCCCCGACCACCAGCCACCUGAACACGUCGAGCGACGGCGGCUCCUCGCAUACCUCCCACAGGCUGGAGGAUGGUCCCGCCUGCAUCGUCGGCAUGGCAUGUCGGCUCCCGGGAGGCAUACGCUCGCCGUCUGACCUGUAG
Messenger RNA from Gaeumannomyces tritici R3-111a-1, 204 nucleotides. RefSeq lists its product as hypothetical. The transcript has 2 exons. Lineage: Eukaryota; Fungi; Ascomycota; Sordariomycetes; Magnaporthales; Magnaporthaceae. Bases 1 to 204 code for a protein of 67 amino acids. The record is from RefSeq and is a predicted model, not a curated record.